AUGCACUGCCCCGGCGAGCGCUGCCCGCCGCUCCUCCUGCCGGGCCCCAAAUUCAUCCCCGAGCUGCUGCCGCCGUGCCCGGCUCACCCCGAGCCCUUCGCCAACACCUGCCACCCCCUGAGCAUCACCAAGGGCCCGGCGCCGCACUGGCAGAGCUGUCCCCAAGGCGCCACCGCGGUGUCGCUGCUGCCGUGCCAGCCGCUGGUGCAGAAGUGCCUGCUGCUCUACCCCGAGCCCUGCGAGACCACCCGGCUGCUGCCCCGCCCGAGGGGCUCCGGCGUCCCCCAGCCCCUGGCGACCCCGCAGAGCCCCCGCGGCGACAAGAAACGCGUGGCCAGGAGCCUCCCGCCGUGCGCGCCGCGCUGCCCCGAGCCCGGCCGGCUGCGCUUCCCCCCGUGCGGGAUCCGCUGCUCCUCGGCGUCGUGCCGCGGCGAGUGCCGCCCGCGCAAGGUGGCCACGAGCCCCCCGCGCCGCCCCGAGCUGACCAGCGGCUACUCGCUGCCCCUCCGAGGGGUCACCGAGUGUCCCCCGCAGCAGAGCGUCACCCGCUCCUUCCUGCAGGAGCAGCUGGUGGCGGUCGCCCCGCACCGCUGCUCCAAGGGGUACCCCACGCAGGAAUUUGUCACCUGCUGCUCCUCGGAGCAGCGCCUGAGCAGCGCCCCCGCCCCGCGCGGUGUCGCCAAGGCCACCAAGGAGUGUCCCCCGCUGCGGGCGGUGGCCAAGGGCUCGCCGCCGCUGGAGGGGAGCAAGGUCAGCAGCUGCUCCGCGCAGUACCUGAGCAAGUCCCGCUGUGGCCACCACCACCACCCCCGGGGCGCCCCGCGGCCCUCCCGGCUGGCCCCGGCCGGGGCCAAGCGCUCCGGCCACGCCAAGAAAAGUCGCUGCGCUUCCAAGUGGCUCUGAUUUUCCAGCACCGGGAAGGUGUAGGGGAGAGGUUGAGGAGUUCUGAGCCACUUGGAGCCUCACCUCAAGACGUGCCAAUGUCUGCGCCCUGUUUUUAUGUUGUGGGAUCAAUUCUCCUCUGGCUGUACC
This is a messenger RNA of Vidua chalybeata, 1032 nucleotides long. RefSeq names its product coiled-coil domain-containing protein 86-like. The record is from RefSeq and is a predicted model, not a curated record. The transcript is spliced from 2 exons. Lineage: Eukaryota; Metazoa; Chordata; Aves; Passeriformes; Viduidae. Bases 1 to 903 code for a protein of 300 amino acids.